Messenger RNA from Schizosaccharomyces octosporus yFS286, 1897 nucleotides. Its product is annotated as plasma membrane protein. The coding region runs from base 552 to 1418 and encodes 288 amino acids. The record is from RefSeq and is a predicted model, not a curated record. The transcript has a single exon. Lineage: Eukaryota; Fungi; Ascomycota; Schizosaccharomycetes; Schizosaccharomycetales; Schizosaccharomycetaceae. Gene Ontology annotation, cellular component: plasma membrane.
GUUUCUUUUACCAAACAUUUGGGUGAACAGAGAGCACUAAGUGAGUAAGCUCGCUCUAAAACUUACAUUUAGGGAAACUUUAGUUAAAUAUAAGACCAGAACCUGUUUUUUAAUAACUGCUGUAAUAUUUUUUGGUGAUUAAAUAAAUCAUCCCAGAUAAUUUACGUUAUUAAAGACAAGUGCUUCUGAAAGCAAGGCUGGUCGCUUGAUAUCUCUUUCGUUAUUUACGUGUACACUUUUAAAAAAAAGAUACUCCUUCGUUCGAUCUGUAAGACUUACUUAAAUCAUCAUUUGAAAAUUUCACGUCUUAAUACUUGGACUUGUUUACCCACAUUUAUUGUACAAACUCAUUAACAGACAUAUUCUUCUAUUUUCUUGUUACUACUGUGAAUAAACAUUAAGCAGUGUGGAAACGAUUUCUUUUUUUUCUCUGUUGCAUUAAUAGUCUCCACAUUGUUUUUUGAUUCCUAUUUCUAAUACUCUAAGAUAUACUUGGAUUUCUUUAAUAGUCUCAUUCUUAUACUCUUUUAAUUCCUCAACUUUGUGACAAAAUGGUUGAACGUGUUCCUUCGACGCUCACUCGUACCCGCUACUGGGCUUACUUUUUGUUUUUGUUACCCCUUGUUUGCUUCUUAAUGUGGACAAUCGGUUUGAUUGUUCUUUUGGGUCUUUGGAGUACUCAAGACAAAUGGCAUACUCCUGGUGAACCCGAUCCCGUGUUUAUUAGUGAUAUGGGUGCAUAUACCAAAGGGUUCUUCGUUCCCAUGUGCGUUAUCACUGGUGUUUUUUACAUUCUAAGUUUCCUCGCCAUUCGUCUCUUAAGACAAUGGAGAUUCUUGUAUCCCACUACAAAUAAGUAUGAAACUUUCCUUGGUUGGUUUGCCGUACUGACAAGUGCCGGUUGUGCUGCUUGUUUAAUAUCCUUGGCAAUUCGUGAUGAUGUGCAUCACGAUAAUAUCCACUGGAAGUUUACCGCAGCUUUCGUGGUGUUGGCUUUUGUUGCUGCCGCCAGUAAUAUUUUCGAGUGGCUAUCAGCUCAUCGCCAUUAUCGUUUUAGCAGACUGCUUGCUUUCUCGUUUUGGGCGAAAUUCACGAUUAUUGUUACGGCAAUCGUUUGUGCCAUUGCAUUUGCUGGUUUGCGUCACUACGAAAAUCGUUCUAAAUCAGCCAGAUUCGAGUGGGUUGUUGGAUUUUUGUGGUCUCUGUACAUUGCUCUGUUGUGUUUGGAUAUACUCCCAGCCAUUUAUCAUGAACGUUAUCCAAGCAAUUCCGGUGACUUGGAGAAGGGUGGUUAUGGCACUCAACAAUCCGGUAUCCCUCAACAAUCCGGUAAUACACAGCCUGGGGAAUCUUACGCCCCUCCUAGUGAGCCUCCAGCGGCCGCUACUCGAAACGAAGCUGAUCCUACUGAGCUUUAAUUUUUCGACCUUCAUUUAGUAUCAAGCUCCUUGAAAUUUAGCAGCCGAUAGCUAACAAGGUAAUGUAUUUACAGGUCUAUUGAUAUGUUGUUAACGGUUGUUAACAACGGUUAUGAAUGCACUGUUGCUGAUUUGGCAACAGGUUUCAAAAUGCUUCUUGAUAAAUUUAUUUAUGUUAAAGACAAAGUAUACGUCUCUUGUUACAUCCGUAAGUCAUCAAAUGCACCUUGCUUGUUUGAUGCUUUGUCACAGAAGAUUAACAUUCGGUUCUUUUCACAAAAAUACUUCUUCCUUUUUCUUUUCAUUACUUUGUACGAAAGGUAUAUAAUAUUACAGAUUUUUACCACUCAAAAAUGAAAUUUUGUUUCUUAUGACUAGAUUAUUUUAAAUAUUAUCAUUUUAGAGGACUAAAAAUUAGCCAAACGAACAGAACAAUAUUAGAAAUAAUAGGGUAGUAUAUAUGAAUUUGUUACAUGGGU